This is a messenger RNA of Lathyrus oleraceus (garden pea), 2636 nucleotides long. RefSeq names its product auxin-induced protein 15A. Lineage: Eukaryota; Viridiplantae; Streptophyta; Magnoliopsida; Fabales; Fabaceae. Bases 218 to 499 code for a protein of 93 amino acids. The transcript has a single exon. Gene Ontology annotation, biological process: response to auxin. The record is from RefSeq and is a predicted model, not a curated record.
CAGAAGGUGGGGUUUGCACUCUUAUUGAACUUAUUUACCCUUGACACAGGCAUCUAAGACAACACCAUGUGAUCUCUCAUCUAAUGGACCCCAUCAUUGAAACUCUUUGAAACUAUAAAUAUAGCGUCAUCCUUCACAACCAUCACAAAUCACUCAAGCAAUCAAACUCAGAUACAUACAUCAAGAAAUUCAGCUUUUUUUCUUCAAAACAUUUGAAAUGGGUUUCCUUUUACCUGCUGCUAUUAGAUGGUCUUCACAUCGCAGUAUCAAAACAUCGUCAAAGGUAUCAAACGUGCCCAAGGGCUAUGUUGCGGUGUACGUCGGAGAGGAAAUGAAGCGGUUUGUCAUCCCCAUUUCAUACUUGAACCAACCUUUAUUUCAAAACCUGUUGAGUCAAGCAGAGGAAGAAUUCGGAUAUGAUCAUCCAAUGGGCGGCCUCACAAUUCCUUGCAGAGAAGAUGUUUUCUUGGACAUUACUUCUCAGUUCAAUAGCCUAUAAAUUAUACACUAAAGGGGACUGACAUAGAUUAGCAUAGAAGUUUUGUAAAAUAGUCAUAUCAUUUAGAUUUGAAUAGAAAUUCUUUUUUCCUUUUCCUAUCCUUGGAACGGGUUAGAAUUGUCCGUCUGAAUGACAGAUUCAGAAAGAGAUUAUUUGUUAUUAUUUAUUCCUAAUGAUAAUGACACAAUAUACUCAAAAACUCAAUGGGCUCCUAUCUGCUUCUAAUUUAUCUUAGUUUAAUAAUAUAAUGAUGACACAAGGAUACUACACGCUGUAAGCAAAAUCUAGCUCGAAUGUUCCUGCAAAUUUCUUUAACCUAAUAAAACAUUCACCCAAACUCUAAUAGCUGAUAAGCUAUCUUGUAUCUGAGCUCACAGCAUGUUUACAUGUCUUGAUCUUUCUUCAUCUAGGAAGAGAAAUAUUUAUGCUACAAUAAAUAAGGAAGUUCCUCCAACUAUUCCAACUUCCAUGAGAUCCAAUCAUCAAUUUGUUUGGCACGUGAUAGGACAUUGGGGGCAGGUCAGUAGAAGUGAAAUGAAAAUGAAUAAAGAAACACACCAAUAACUGUGUAUGUUGGCAUUUUUCCUUUGAUGUUUAUCAAAUAUGGUAGAAACGACAAUUGCAAGGUCUUCCUGUGCGCUUAAUCAGCGGCAACCCUUUACUAUAAGCUCCAAGCAGUCUGCACCAUUCAUAAAAGUGUAUAUUAUUAUGUAUAUUCCUAAUCAAAAGAUUAUCAUGAAUUGCCUGCAUUUGGUAUAUUCCUAAUCAAAAGAUUAUCAAAAGUCUAUGAAUAAUCUACAAAAAGAAUAGUAGUAUAACAUUAAUUUCAAGUAUCAAAUAUUACCCCAUCUCAAUAGGAAAUUCUAGACGCUAGAAACUCAUAUCAGUUGAUACAAAAGUCAACAACUCUGAUAGUUUGGCACUUAUUAUUCAUGGCUAUGAUACUUGAGUUAGAAAAAACAGUGGGCAUUAUCGUACUAGUUAAUCAGUCUUAGCAACAACAGAGUUUCAUGAAUUAAGGUUCUACUAGCUAGUUAUUCUUAUAUGCAGAAAACAAACCAUUGGACGGAGCAUUUGCUGCUAGACAUAUUCAAAAGACUGCAAAUAUAUAGAGGACUGUUGACUUAAAAUUGAAUAUUCAGAAUAGCAUAUUUUUGUUACUGGUAGUUGUUGUGGGUCCAAACAUAUACUUAUCUCUUUUGAAGUGUUGUUCAAUUGAUAUCUAUCUUCUCUUCUGGUCAGCAUGAGUAAUGACCGACCAUGCCCUCUAUAUGUGUUCCCUGUAGCCUCCUAAUAUUAAUGAUUUGUAGCCAACUAACAAUUAUGAUACACGCUAACAAGGGAAAUUAUCGGUGGCAUUGAACCGCGUUAUCGAUAUGAAGAGAACAUGUGACAUGUCUGCAAAAAUAUGAGUAGCCAUUUGAGUUCCAAGUGGUAAAUCUGCCAGCCUUUCGUUGAGAAGGUAUGCACUCUAAUGGAACUUGAUGGAAGAGACAUUCAAAGACAACACCAUGUGGAUCUGUCAUCUCAUGGACCCCAUUGUUUAACAAUAAUUAAUUUCUCAACAAAGUGGAUUUGAAGAAACUCUUGAAUGAAGACUAUAAAGAUACACUAGUUUGCUUCAAAUCCAUCACAAAUCACUGACUUACUCAAGCAUCAAAAGAUAGAUACCUUUUUUCUCCUUAAAGUUUGAGAGUUGUUCUUCAAAACAUUUGAAAUGGGUUUCCGUUUACCGGCAGCUAUUAGACGGGCUUCAUUUAGCAAUAGCCAAACAUCAUCAAAAGUGACAAAUGUGCCAAAGGGGUAUCUUGCGGUGUACGUUGGUGAGGAAAUGAAGAGGUUUGUGAUCCCCACAUCAUACUUGAACCAACCUUCAUUUCAAAACUUGUUGAGUGAAGCAGAGGAAGAAUUCGGAUAUGAUCAUCGAAUGGGUGGUCUGACAAUUCCUUGCACGGAACAUGUUUUCUUGCAUAUUACUUCAGGCAUCAAUGGUGUAUAAAUCUGCAAGUGCAAGAGACUAACAUAGAUCAGUAUUGACAUUUUUGUAGAAUAUAGGCAUGUUGUAAAUAUUUUCCUUUUCCCUUUGAUUGGGAAAAUUGUCUAAAUGAAUGAAAUAGAAACACAAUUUGGCAAUCUA